Molecule: messenger RNA, 1426 nt
Organism: Pipistrellus kuhlii (Kuhl's pipistrelle)
Lineage: Eukaryota; Metazoa; Chordata; Mammalia; Chiroptera; Vespertilionidae
Gene: ALKBH3
Product: alkB homolog 3, alpha-ketoglutarate dependent dioxygenase
Exons: 10
Coding region: 299-1159 (286 amino acids)
Biological process (GO): DNA repair; DNA alkylation repair
Cellular component (GO): nucleus
Molecular function (GO): dioxygenase activity
Source: RefSeq, a predicted model, not a curated record
GUGGGUUCCCCGGUGGGCGCUCGGGCUGGUGGGGCGGGGGCCGCCCCUGAGGUCCUUUCCCCGUGGCCUCCGCGACCUCACCCGAGCCUCCUGGAAGAGAAGGGUCUGCUAGGGAAAGUUAUUAACCCUUGUGGAGGGCCAAGCUUUCAGACCGUUUAAUCUGUAUUUCAAUCGUGAGGGAGAGAUGGGUGUCCUGCUCAUAGAGGAGGAAACUGAGGCCCCAAAAGGCUACCAUCAUGUGGGUCAUAUCAGCAAUGAAAUCGUCUGAAAGCUAAGAGCAGAAGCCUUUUUGGUCAACAUGGAGGACAAAAGACGGCGAGCCCGCGUGCAGGGAGCCUGGGCUGGCUCAGCCAAGAGCCAGGCCGUGGCUCAACCAGCUACCACUGCUAAGAGCCAUCUCCACCAGAGCCCUGGUCAGACCUGGACAAACAAGGAGCAUCAUCUGUCAGACAAACAGUUUGUAUUCAAAGAACCCCAGCAGGCAGUGCGCACAGCCCCGGAGCCGCGAGUGAUUGACAAAGAGGGUGUAUAUGAAAUCAGCCAUUCACCCACAGGCAUAUCUAGGGUGCGCUUGUAUCCUGGCUUUGUUGACUUGAGAGAAGCUGACUGGGUAUUGGAGCAGCUUUGUCGGGAAGUUCCCUGGGAACAGAGGACCGGCAUCAGAGAGGAUGUAACUUACCAGCAACCAAGACUCACAGCAUGGUAUGGAGAACUUCCUUACACUUACUCCAGAAUCACUAUGGAACCAAAUCCUCACUGGCACCCUGUGCUGUGCACACUUAAGAACCAAAUUGAGGAGAACACGGGCCACACCUUCAACUCCUUGCUCUGCAACCUUUACCGCAACGAGAAGGACAGUGUGGACUGGCACAGCGAUGAUGAGCCCUCGCUGGGGAGGUGCCCGGUCAUCGCCUCUCUCAGUUUUGGUGCCACACGCACUUUUGAGAUGAGAAAGAAGCCCCCGCCAGAAGAGAAUGGAGACUACACAUAUGUGGAAAGAGUGAAGAUACCCUUGGAUCACGGGACCUUGCUAAUCAUGGAAGGAGCUACGCAAGCUGACUGGCAGCAUCGGGUACCCAAAGAGUACCACUCUAGAGCACAGAGAAUAAACCUGACCUUUCGGACAGUCCAUCCAGACCCGAGAGGGGCGCAGCAGUGAUGUGAAAUCUUUGAGAGAAGCCGUGCCGACACUGAGCAACCCUUCCACUGUGAAGAAACUUCGAGAGGCUGGUCCAGCUGAGCUCCCCGGAUGGCUGUUUGGAAGACAAGGGUAGACUGACUUCCCAGCUCAGGGCCCUGUUAUCUACCAGCCAACAGCUCACAUCCAUAAUAUGUUUACGUGGGAACAGUAAUCCCUAAUCACAUCUUGAAAGCACAUAUUUUGUUUAGGCAAAUUAAAAACCCCUACAGCUACGCUCACAGAUGA